Molecule: messenger RNA, 1041 nt
Organism: Capsicum annuum
Lineage: Eukaryota; Viridiplantae; Streptophyta; Magnoliopsida; Solanales; Solanaceae
Product: caltractin
Exons: 8
Coding region: 194-682 (162 amino acids)
Biological process (GO): centriole replication; mitotic cell cycle
Cellular component (GO): centriole; centrosome
Molecular function (GO): calcium ion binding
Source: RefSeq, a predicted model, not a curated record
AGUUAGUAAAAUGGAAAAUUAAAAUGCAGCUGAGGGAACACAAAACAUGCCCAAAAUUUCGAGUUGAAAAAGGAAAUUGUUUUUUCUGGUGACAUAUCCAGAAGCAGUCCAACGCGUUUCCUCCUACAGCAAGUAUAUAACUCUACCGAUACCUAGAACUAUCAGAACCACCGGACCACCAAAUUUAACAAAAAUGACUUAUUUAGAGGAAAGAUCAACGGGAAGCCUUUACAGAGGUGCAUCACGCAGAGAGAAACCCAGAGGACGUAAUCAGGGGUUGACUCAACAGAAAAGGCAAGAAAUAAGAGAGGCUUUUGAGCUUUUUGAUACAGACAACUCUGGAACCAUUGAUGCCAAAGAGCUCAAUGUUGCUAUGAGGGCUCUGGGUUUCGAAGCAACAGAAGAGGAGAUCAAUCGAAUGAUUGCAGAAGUUGAUAAGGAUGGAAGUGGUGCAAUUGAUUUUGAUGAAUUUGUGCACAUGAUGACUGCAAAGUUUGGAGAAAGGGACACUAAAGAAGAGCUCAUGAAGGCAUUUCACAUUAUUGAUCAAGAUAAAAACGGGAAGAUCUCUUUUGCAGACGUUCAAAGAAUCGCUGAUGAGUUGGGGGAGCGAUUUACUGACAGAGAAAUCAAGGAAAUGAUAGAAGAGGCAGAUCGUGAUCAAUAUGGAUGUAACUCCUAGUUUUGCACCACUACUCUGGAUCAUUGCUGCAUGUUAAGGUAAUAUAUUGAGGAAGUCUUGUCUGAAAAUGCUGCAGGUGAUGGAGAGGUUAAUGUUGAAGACUUCAUGAGAAUGAUGAGGAGAACGAACUUUGGGCAUUAAAGGAGUUUCAUUCUGGCGCCCUACUGCUGCACCAGAUACAUUUGAGGAUGGAUAUUAUUAACACUUGUUAUUACUUGUACUAUAUAUAAUAUGGUCUUACAGCCUCAGGACGGAUGAUUUUUAUGGAUUAAAAUGGAGGACUUGGAGAACCAGUAGCCAGUUAAUUACUGGAAUGUGUAUUAUUGAAGUUUGUGGUAACAAGAAUUUAUGGUUCGGCA